Linepithema humile (Argentine ant) is the source of this 1956-nucleotide messenger RNA. It is a transcript of the gene Rad17, whose product is annotated as Rad17 checkpoint clamp loader component. Gene Ontology annotation, biological process: DNA repair; DNA damage checkpoint signaling; mitotic DNA replication checkpoint signaling. Gene Ontology annotation, molecular function: DNA clamp loader activity; chromatin binding; ATP hydrolysis activity. The record is from RefSeq and is a predicted model, not a curated record. NCBI's taxonomy places the organism in Eukaryota, Metazoa, Arthropoda, Insecta, Hymenoptera, Formicidae.
AAUAUUUAUUUAACAAAUUAUAAACAAUUGGCAUUUUAAAUUUUGCAAAAAAUAUCUUCCGGUAACUUUAAAAAAGAUGUAGAAAUUGUUCAGGAAUUUUAUCAGCAUCCUAACAUUGUGAAAAGUAGCCUAGAAGCGAAAACAAGCACAUAGUUACCCGGCCCGAAACAGCUGAUUUUGACCGGGAUUUUGAAAAAUUGUGAACAGGAGCACAUGAUGAUGUAGGAGCUUACUCGAAGCAAUACCAUCGUUUGGUGACCGUGUCUUCAUUCUAGCAUCAUCAGGUAGCAGACGAAUAGCGGAUUAGCUAUUGUGUGGACAAACAUGUGAUUGAGCAUAUAUUAUGCAGAUAAAGUUCAAAUUUUUCAGAGAAUGUAAAUGCAAUUAUAAUACGACACUGAUAAAACAUGGCUCAUUUAAAGAGAAAAAAUAACUGGUGUAUACCAUCAUUUGAUUGCGAGCCUAUAAAUAAAACCUCAUUAAAACAUGCUAAUGUAUCACAAUUGAACAAGACUUUGGUGGAUACAUCAUUUACACAAAGUAAUUUCAAGAAAAGGAAACGUGAAACCAGCUUAGCAAAAUUAUUGGAAGCUUGUGAACCACAGAAGCUUUCUGAAUUGGCAGUUAGUAGACAGAAGCAAAAUGAAAUCUUUGAUUGGCUUCAACACAGGGCAUCAAGAAAACAGCCAUCUAUGCUGGUUCUCUCAGGUCCUUCUGGAUGUGGCAAAACCACAGCUGUAAAAUUGCUUGCUAAGGAAAAUAAAUUUGAUAUUAUAGAAUGGAUCACUCCUAUGGAUCCUGUUGAAGAUGAGAAUAAACGCAUAAUGCGGCAAGGAGACAGAUUCAAGGAUCAUGUAAUUCGUGCAACACGUUACCGUACAGUAUUUGGUGAUUGUUUCAAACAAUUACUUCUAGUUAAAGAUCUUCCAAAUGUCUAUCAAGAGGAUCACAAAAGCUUCUUUGCACUCUUAGAAGAAUAUUUCGAAAUAGGAAAAGAGCCUGUAAUAUUUGUUUUCACAGAGACAGGAAACUCAAAACUGAUGCAGACUUUGUUUGCUCCUGCUAUAAGGGAGAAGUUUGGUAUCGAUCUUAUCCACGUGAAUGCAGCCACACAAACUUCGAUAAAAAAUGUGCUGAAACGAGUAUCUGGUAUAUUAAAUUCCAUCGGUGGUGACAUGUUGCACAUCUCUCAGCAACACAUAGAUGAAAUACUGGCCAAUAACACCGGCGACGUGCGCAAUGCCUUACUGAAUCUAAUUUUUAUUUCUCUCAGAGUGCCUGAACAACAUGUCAAGAAAGAAUGCGGAGCACGAGAGGAAACCUUGGGUCUGCUGCACGGUGUUGGAAGAGUCACGAAUCCAAAAAGGGAACCAAAUGGCGAUUCCUUCAAGUUUGUGCACGAUCCUGAAGAAAUAGCAGCAUUCUUCCAAUCAGAGUCAGUGGUGUUUGUCAAAUUUCUCCAAGAAAAUUAUUUGAACACUAUAAGAACUUUAGAGGAAACUAUUGUGGCAUCCGAUAUUUUGAGCUUUGGUGACGUUCUAAAUUCUGAAUGGCGUGAUCGUAAUUUGGGUAAAGUUGCAUUAUCAUACUGCAUCCGUGGCUUGAUGCUGGUUAAUGAGAAGCCUGUAACUGGCUGGAAUCCAGUAAGAAAACCGCGAGAUGAUCAUAGCAAUAUGCGGCGAAACUGUCUAGCAACAGCAGAAACACGCUGGUACGAAUCAAUAAUUAAACCCGCUUCGAAAAAAACAGAAAAAAUAUUAGACGAAGAUAUGGAAGUAAUUAUUGAAGAGGAUUAGAGUAUUAUAUUAUGUAUUAAUUAUUAUAUUAUGUAUGAGAGGCAGAGAGAGAGAGGGAGAGAAAAAUCUUGUAAUUUUGUAAUUGUAAAUCUUUAUUUAAGUUCUUAUUUCUUUCCUCUCAAUUACUGUUCCUAAAAAAUAAAAAUUAAUUAAAAACUUU